ACCAACUCCACAUUCUCGGACCACUAAACCUAGCAGCUCUGGUGUGCCCGUUCCUAGGUAACUUCAAUGUUAUAACAAUAUGAAAACCUGGUUUUCCCCUCUGAACCAUCCACCAACCUGGUUUUUGGAUCCUCGACUCCAGCUGUUUCAUCGCGGUGUUCUGCUUUCAAAUGUCUUAGCUAAAACUACCAUCAUCUUUUUCCUUUUUUCUUUGAUGCUCGGUGCCCGCCUUCACUUCGCCUCACCAGUACUUACUACUUACUGCCUACUUGGCUUUACCAGGCCUGGGGAUUCCAUUAAUUGAUGGGUUUCUUUAGUUCUCCUUGGUGGUUUGUAUGGCUCUUUUUAUGCCCAAUAGUUCUUUUGUGGCAUGUUUCACAGCUCUUGUCUCCAACCUCAAAAUGGGGAACUCAGCCAUUGCAGGGUCUAGCUUCUCAGGGUAUUUUAUAGCUCAACAUAAGAUGCCAAGUUACUGUAUUUUCAUACGUUAUACUAGUUUGUUUGUUCAAGUUAUUGAAAUAAUUUGAAGGAAAAAAAUGCAAUAUUAUAAUGUAAAUAUAAACUGUAUUUUGUUCGUUCAAAGGGAAUAGAUUUCGUUAUUGUUUUUAUCGAAAUGUAUCACUGCAAAUAUUAUUGGUAUAAUAUAAUAUAAAUCUUAUUUAGUAAAUUUGAAAGGAUUAUUUAUGUAUACAAGCCUUAUUUUAGUUAAUUGGAACAGUUUUUUAUUUGUACAUUUAAAAUGGUAAGUAAAAAUACAAUAAUAAUAAGGCAAUUACAAAAGCGAAGUGGAAAGAGAGAAGAAGUACAAAUGACAUGACAUAUAAACUUACAUGGAAGAAUUUUCUUAUUUUUAUUUUUAUUUUUUUCCGCCAUUGCCAUCUGUUACAUUAUGGAGCACUAUUCGGGUUUUCCAAAGCCUCUUCAGUUUUAAAACUGGGGGCUUCCUUUAUAUUUUAAACUGAUGAAGCCAAAUGCAAAAAGGAAGCCUAUAUAUUAAGAUUCUCUCUCUCUCCUCUUUUUUUCUCUUUUUGUUUUUUGAGAUGAAUAUAUUUCAGUUUUUCAGCUCUUCAACCCUAAAUUGAAGUUUGUUCUUCUUUUGCAUGUUGAUCAGGACAUGCAUUAUAAAGGUGAGCUCUAUUUUUUUUGUUUUGCUUUUUGGAUAAAAUUUUGAAAUUUUGGGCGUUUGGCAUUGGAUUUCUGGGUUUUGAUCUGAAUCUUGUUUGCUUUUCUGGGUCCUGGAAGGAUUUUCAUUUCAGUUUGCAUUUCUGGUGGUGUUUUUUAAUUAGUUCAGGUUAUAUAUGUUUGAUAUGCAUAAUAAAUUGGGAUGAAAAAUGAACAAUUUUAGCUAAAACGUAAAAGAAAUUCAAGUUUAGUUGCAACCAUAGUUUUUUAAUUUUCAUCAAUCUCUUUUGAGGCAGGUGAAAUUAGGGAGGGGUCAAUGAUGUUCUUAUAAGAUAGACAUUGUUAAUUUUUAUUAGAGGAAAGCGUGCUGCUGAUACUGAGAAUGAGCAAUUUGAUUUUCUACUUUACAGUGCAAGUACAUUUCUCUAUUGAUUGUGUUCUGAAUUUGGAUUUUUGUUCUGGUGAGAGUACGAGUAUUCGAUUUUCUUUAUUUUCUGUUUCUUUUGUGAUGGCUUGUUUUCGCAUGAGCUGAAAGUAGCAGUUGUUAGUUUCGAAAUGUAGGCAAAUGUACUGUUUCAUAACUCCAUGCAUGAUAAUGGUGAUAAUGAUCCAAUAUGUCUGUUAUAUCUGGCUAGAAAAAGAGAAAAAGAAAGGAAAAGACAUCCAAGUAUAAAGUUGGAGUUGGACUUCUUUGUGUCAAAUUGAAUCAUUCCGCAUUUUUUCCGGUCACUUGGUCAUUGAAAGAAGUUUGUCGCUUUAUCAAUCUUCUACAUCUGGUUUCAUUUUAAGUAGAAAGAAAAGAAGAGAGGUGCCGAUUGGGGAAGGCUUUAAAAGCUUCAUGAAAGAGUAUAUAGUUUGAACUGUAUAUUAAGUUAAUAAUACAGUUAAACUUUUGAAAUCUUUAAGUUAAUAAUAAUGAAAAAGCUUUAAGAAGCCUUCAAUGGAAUGAUUUGCAUAUUUUUAGAAGUCAAUUAAAAUCUUUAUGUAUGUCACGUUGAUAACCAGUACGGUGCCGCCACAUUCCAUAUUGGGAGAUAGUGGACCCUAUAGAAACUUAAAAAUAAUUGGUAUUGAUUGAGUGCUAUCAUCAUUCAUAUAAUAUCAACUGCUAUCGAACAAGUGGAAUGGUAAGUGCAUUUAUAACUUUUUCUUUGAAGCCUGUAUCACUUGACAGUUAUAUUUCUGUUACAGGCAACGUGAUCUCCACAUUUGGCAUAUCCAAAGAGAGAGAAACGCAUGUUAACGUUUCCGAACCCAUCAUUUUAAUCUAAUAAUACUUUUUUGCCACUUCUUCUGGUUUUAAUCUCGUGCAUAUGACAUGGAGAAUAACCUUAAUAGAAGGAAAACCUGGUUUCAGAAAGUAGCACCUAGUAAGUAAUAAAGUCAAGGAGUAAUUAGGUUAUGGCUAAUCAUUAUCUAUGUAUACUUUGAUGGUUUGUUGUUCCCUAUGCUGCCUGGUGGAAUGCAAUCAUUCCUCAAGCAUAGCUGUAUCUUUACUGCAUGUCUAUUGGAGCUCAUACACUUUCCUUUUUUUGUGGUUAAAUGGACUCAUCAGCAAAAGAGACUUCCAUAAGUGGAGUCUUUGCAUACCACUGGAAGUGGAUGGGAUCCUACUUUGCUUGGUCUUGUGUUAAAGGUCAGUCAAACCGGGAAUGCAUUUAGCAGAGAUGUCGUUCAGUCCAUAUUUUGAAGAUAUGCAUGAUGAUGAUUUUGAGGGGUCACAUGAUGAGCACAGUAUUUCUACAGAAGUUUUCUCUGAAAAUGAUACUGGCAGAAUAAGUAAAAAGUGUCUUGUUACUGGAGCUAUUAAUUUCAAGGAUAUCAAGAGUCCAGAAGCAUCACUAUGUUCUUACAGUGCAAGCUCAGCUGUAACAAGCCUUUCUUGCUCAAAAACUUUAUGCCAGGAGGUUUCCAAUUUAGCAAAUGACAGUUGUGGUUGGGUUUCUGCAUCAGGGAGCUUUCCUGAAAGAUAUGCUCUGGCUGAGAGAGAUGACCAGAAUGCGAGUUUCAAGCGAAUGAAGCUUUCCACUGGUGAAGUUUCCAGGGGCGAAGCACAAAAGAAAAAGGCAUUGAGUGCACCAUUGCAGCAGAAGGAAAUAGUUAGUGGCUUGUCCUCGACACCUACAAAUUCUGUUUACCAGAGAGUUAUGCCCCAUUUAGUUGAAUCAUCUGCUGUAGAAAUGGACAAAGGUGCUGAAAUGGAAGAUGUAGAUGUUACUAAGUCUAGAAUACAAGACUCAGGUGCGAGUGAAGGAAAAGAAGUGGUAGUAGGUAUAGCUAUAGGUUCACCUGUCUCCGAGGAGAGUUUUGCAUCAAAGGUUGUUGUUUCUAGUCCGGCAACUGCUUUGGUAAAGUUCGAGUCUCCUUUAUGUGCUCAGGAAAGAUUUAAUUUAUGCCAAUCAUUUGGAGUGGGCGGUUCUAAUAUUUCUGGGGCAACGGUGUCUAAGAUGGAUCCCCGUCCUCUUCUGCAAAGUCAUGUUUUUCACGUACUAAAAGGAGCAGGCUGGUCUAUUGAGAGACAGAAAAGGCCCAGUAGGAGUUAUAUGGAUACAGUUUAUAGAUCACCUGAGGGGAGGCUAUUUCGUGCAUUCCCUAAAGUUUGGAGAUUUUGUGGCCAGGUUUUGUUGGCUGAUAGAUACGACUUCAUGCUGGAAAAUGAUGGUAAGAAAUGGACUGACAUGACCCAGUUCUGGUCUGAUCUAUUAGAGACAUUGUUGAAUAUCGAGAAAGAAAUUAACCAAACAAACCUUUCUAAUGCAUUGGCUCAACAUUGGACUCUAUUAGAUCCCUUUGUUACUGUUGUAUUUAUUAAUAGGAAGAUUGGUUCAUUAAGAAAGGGAGAUGAGGUUAAGGCUGGAAGAAGUUUAGUUAUUGAAAAGAACAAGAAAAAUGAUACUGUUUUGGCACAGAGGAAAAAAGUUACUAUGAGAAAGUUCUGUUCUCAGGGAAUGAUGCCAACUCAGCAUUGUGAUUCUUCUCUGGCCGCUAAAAGUUCAUUGACAAUUCCCAAGAGGAGCUAUGAUUCCUCUGAGGAGCUCUCUGGCAAUGGAAGUUUGUCAAAAUUCUAUGGUAAAAUGAGUAGUGGGGCAGUAAAAUGUCUAAAAGAUGUAUCUAAUAUGACUGACCAAGAAGGUUCGCAUUUGGUAGAUACUGCGAACAGGUUAGAAACUUUUGGUUGCGAGGUCAAAGGUUUGCAUAUUGUUUCAUCACAUUCUUGUGGAUCGGAUAACACCUACGGUCAGCUAGUUAGUUCUCAAUUUAUUGAUCCUGUUGCUUCUGGAGAUGUUACCAACAUGCUUCAUGGUUUCAAAUCUGUUUCCCCUCACCAAGAUAUCAACACAAGAUCUCCAAGCUUUGGUAAACAAAUGUCUUUAUGUAAUGGAGAAACUCUUAAAGAGGUUCCAGGAAAUGUAUCGGUUGAUUCUCAGGAGGAAAAAGAUAAAACAUCUGGAGCUCUAGAUGCUGGCAAUGUCAGAAAUCUUCCACAGCAUUUACUGGAUGACCAUCCAAGCUACUUACUGGAUGACUAUCCAAGCUACCCUAGUGAUAGCCUGAUUCAGUCUGGGGAUGGUGAAGAUCAGUUUGAGAAGUCUGCUGAAGCCCUGAAGUUUGAAACAAACAAUGAAAACUGUGCACAAAAUGCUAUUUUGAAAAAGAAGGCACGCAGGAGAUCUAGAAAGAUAUCUGAAAUAAGUUUGACCACAUCAUAUCAAAGUGAUGUUCUAUGUUCUUAUACUCCUGAUAUGAGUGAACAAGAUAUUGACUCAUGCCAGGCUGACUUAAAUUCAAAGGAGGUCCAAGAAUCAUUUGAAACCAAGGGAAGCCUACAAAAGUCCUCAUCUCCUGGGCCUUCCCUAUGUCAAGUGGAGAAAAGAGGCUCAAAUUUUAAGAGGAUUUGUUGCGAUCGUGAUGGUUCUGAAAGUAGAAAGAAGAAAUCAACUGAAUGCCAAAUUGAAGAUGAUGACCUGUUGGUUUCUGCAAUUAUAAGAAACAAAGACUUAAGCAUGGGUGCCACCAGAUCUAAAUUGAAGGCCCCCAAAGUAAGAGCUCAGACCAAGUUCAAGAGAAAGAGGGGCCGCCCCAGGUUGCUUCCUCGAGUAAAGGGUAAAGGAAGGAAGCAUGUUACUAAGAUCAAGUUGAAUAAUGUUGGGUCCAGAACAGUGCUCUCAUGGCUGAUCCUAGCUGGGGUCAUUUCACUGAAUGAUGUCAUUCAAUCUCGGAAUCCUUAUGAUGAUGCUAUCGUUAAAGAUGGCUUUGUUUCCUUGGAAGGAAUAACCUGCAAGUGUUGCAACAGGGUGCUAUCAGUUUCUGAGUUUAAGAACCAUGCUGGAUUCAAGUUUAACCAUCCCUGCUUGAAUCUUUUCAUGGAAUCUGGUAAGCCUUUCACUUUAUGUCAGCUACAAGCAUGGUCUGCUGAGUACAAGACCAAAAAGAAAGGAAUCCGGAAGGUGGAAGCUGACGAAAAUGAUCGAAAUGAUGAUUCCUGUGGUCUAUGUGGAGAUGGUGGUGAACUGAUUUGUUGUGACAACUGCCCUUCUACUUUUCAUCUGGCUUGCCUGUCUAUGCAGGAACUACCUGAGGGUGAUUGGUAUUGCUCAAAUUGCACUUGUUGGAUAUGUGGGAAUUUUGUUAAUGAUAAAGAGGCUUCAAGUUUGUUUGAUGCAUUCAAAUGUUCCCAGUGUGAACACAAAUAUCAUAAGGAAUGUCUGAAUGAUAAAUGUCAGUUCAAAGAAAAGGAAUCGAAUACUUGGCUCUGUGGGGGAAGCUGUGAGGAGCUAUACUCAGGUCUUAGUUCUCGACUUGGGAUGAUUAAUCACCUCCCUGAUGGCUUUUCUUGGACACUUCUUAAAUGUAUUCAUGAAGAUCAAAAAGUUUACUCUGCUCAAAGGUUUGCCCUGCAGGCAGAAUGCAACUCAAAAUUGGCUGUCGCUUUGUCUAUCAUGGAAGAAUGUUUUCAGUCUAUGGUUGAUCCAAGAACGGGGGUAGAUAUGAUACCCCAACUCUUGUACAAUUGGGGGUCAGAUUUUGCACGCCUUAAUUUUUUUGGAUUUUAUUCUCUUGUCUUGGAGAAGGAUGACGUGCUGAUAUCUGUAGCAUCCAUCAGGAUUCAUGGGGUUACAGUUGCAGAGAUGCCUCUCAUUGCAACUUGCAUCAACUAUCGUCGUCAAGGAAUGUGUCGACGCCUUAUGAAUGUUAUUGAAGAGAUGCUCAUCUCAUUCAAGGUGGAAAAGCUGGUUAUAACCGCCAUUCCAAACUUAGUGGAAACGUGGACUAAGGGUUUUGGCUUCACACCAGUGGAGGAGGACGAAAGAAAAAUGCUUAAGAAGAUUAACUUGAUGGUGUUUCCCGGAACGAUAUUGCUUAAGAAGCCCUUGUAUCGAGAAUCAACUGAUAUAGUCAUUCACUCUGUAGGAGAUCAACCUGAAUAUAAAGCCAAUGCCGAAAUAGGAACUGAGCUUGCCGGAGACAAGAACCUGCAAGAAUCAGAAAUAGAUGGUAUGAAGGAAAUCAAAACCACUGAUGCUGGCGAAGUGGUUGAAAAACCAACCUUAAGAGUUACAGAAACUACUAGCCAGCGCUCUGACCAUAAUCGUUGCUCAGCUGAGCCGGUUGACAGGCUCAACGUUGGGCCAUGUCGAGAAACCCCUGCUGCGAACUCUGCAGCCCAAAUUGAGAGUUGUUGUGGUGACAAUGAAGCUGGUACUGAGCCGAAAGCGGAGUUCAAGCAGCAAUUAGUAGAAAAGCAGUGGUGAAAUGGAUGAGAAGGUAAGUAGAAAGAGAAGAAUAUAAACAGUAGCUGAGCGGAAAGAAAAUAGUUCAGAUAGCCAUAAUUUUUUGGGGGUUAGUUCCUAGUUUUAAGACUUUAUAUUAUGGUUAUAAUUAUUUGCAAUGAGACACAGAUUUAUGUAGAAGAAUAGGUGCAGCCUGCAGAAGAAAGACUCGUGAAUUUUGCAAAUGUUUUAAGUAGAAAUAAUAUUAUAAAAACCUGAAAUCUCCAACCAUUUUUCUAAGCUUGAAUUUAAAUUUUAAA
This is a messenger RNA of Gossypium raimondii (Peruvian cotton), 7153 nucleotides long. Its product is annotated as increased DNA methylation 1. Gene Ontology annotation, molecular function: acyltransferase activity, transferring groups other than amino-acyl groups; DNA binding. NCBI's taxonomy places the organism in Eukaryota, Viridiplantae, Streptophyta, Magnoliopsida, Malvales, Malvaceae. The record is from RefSeq and is a predicted model, not a curated record.